This is a messenger RNA of Vitis vinifera (wine grape), 2039 nucleotides long. RefSeq names its product glucan endo-1,3-beta-glucosidase 9. Gene Ontology annotation, molecular function: hydrolase activity, hydrolyzing O-glycosyl compounds. The transcript has 2 exons. NCBI's taxonomy places the organism in Eukaryota, Viridiplantae, Streptophyta, Magnoliopsida, Vitales, Vitaceae. Bases 55 to 1638 code for a protein of 527 amino acids. Gene Ontology annotation, cellular component: plasma membrane. Gene Ontology annotation, biological process: carbohydrate metabolic process. The record is from RefSeq and is a predicted model, not a curated record.
UAAAUGCAAUCUUAAUCUAAAAACUUUCAAACAACUUGAAACAAUUCAUUUGGAAUGUCCAAACUCGAUAGGACACCCAAGUGUGAUCCAGGUGGUUCAUACCCCACAAACAACAAAGCAAGAAACACAAACCCUCAACAAAAUUCUCAAGCUGACCACACCCUGUUUCUGCCCCCAAAAACAAUGCCUCCAAAUCUUUGUCUGAUCCUGCUCCUCUGCAUAUCCUCCUCCACCACUAGGGCUACUGCCAUUGGCCUCAACUGGGGCACCGCCGCUUCCCACCCUCUCCCACCGCCCAGGGUGGUGGAGCUCUUGAAGAACAACAACAUCGCCAGAGUGAAGCUUUUUGACGCUGACCCACUUGUUCUUCAAGCUCUUUCUGGUUCUAAAAUUGCUGUCACUGUUGGGAUUCCCAAUUCCAUGCUCAGGAGCUUGAACUCUUCCAAGAAAGCUGCGGAGAGCUGGGUCCAUGAUAAUGUCACCCGAUACGUCUCCAGUAGUGGCAGAGGCAGUGGAGUUCGAAUCGAGUAUGUUGCUGUCGGAGAUGAGCCAUUCCUGCAAAGUUAUGGUGACCAGUUUCAUCCAUUUGUAAUUGGAGCAGCAACAAACAUCCAGACAGCCUUGAUCAGGGCAAACUUGGCAAGCGAGGUGAAGGUCGUGGUUCCUUUCAGUUCUGAUACCAUCCAGUCAGAAUCCAACCUGCCCUCAAAAGGGCAUUUCAGGUCUGAUCUCAACAAAACCAUGAGCCACCUCCUCACAUUUCUCAACAAGCAUCACUCGCCUUUCUUUGUGAACAUCUCACCUUUCCUGAGUCUCCACCAGAACAAGAACAUAUCCCUCGACUUCUCCAUCUUCAAAGAAACCGCACAUCCUCACAGUGACAGCCACAGAACCUACAAAAAUAGCUUUGACUUGAUCUAUGAUACUGUGGUUACUGCAUUAUCAACAGUUGGAUAUCCGGAAAUGGAUAUUGUUGUUGGGCAGAUUGGUUGGCCUACUGAUGGAGCAGCCAAUGCUACCUCAUCCGUAGCAGAGACCUUCAUGAAAGGCCUCAUAAGGCACCUCCAGAGCAAAUCAGGAACCCCACUGAGGCCUCGAGUUCCACCAACUGAAACAUACAUCUUUUCCCUCUUAGAUGAGGAUCAAAGAAGCAUAGCCGCAGGAAAUUUUGAAAGGCAUUGGGGUCUGUUCACCUUUGACGGCCAAGCUAAGUACCAUGUAGACCUAGGCCAGGGAUCAAGAAACCUAGUAAAUGCACAGAACGUCAACUACCUUCCUUCCAGAUGGUGUGUUGUGAACAACAACCGAGACUUGUCCAACGCAACUGCUAGUGCAUCAGAGGCAUGCUCAGUCGCAGACUGCACUGCUCUAUCUCCUGGCAGCUCCUGUUUCAACAUCAGUUGGCCCGCAAGCAUAUCUUAUUCAUUCAACAGCUACUACCAGCAACAUAAUCAACAAGCAGCUAGCUGUGACUUUGGCGGGUUGGGUUUGAUCACUACUGUCGACCCAUCAAUGGAGAAAUGCAGAUUUUCUAUUCAGCUCCACACUUCUCAUUCAUCCUCGCUUCAUCCGCUUCAUCUUCUCCACCAAAUGCUCUUGGCAGCAGCAACCAUUUUGGUAUGUUUUUCCCAGUUUUAACAUCAUACAACAAUUCCAGUAAGAGUUCUUUCAGUCAUUUUCAUCAAAAAGCCUCCUGUUGUGGAUGUCUUCUGGGGUUGUGCAAGGUUCAACUGUUCAAGUUUUGUUUGCUCUAUUUUUAGAUGGAAAAGAGAGGGGGGAAUGGAAUGACUUUGAGGUUCCACCCCUUGUUCACUUCAAAGCUCUGUGAUUGUUCCCAUUUGUAAUGGGAUUUAGCUGUUCACUGAAAAUUUCCAGAGUAGAAAGUACCAUCUCAAUCUAUUAGCAUCCUGUGAAGCCAUCCUCUUUUUUUUUUUUUUUCUAAUUUCUGUAUUAUUUUUCAUAAAACAUCCAUAAAAGUAUAAAAAAUAUUGUGGGUGUUUUAAUCCUUGGAUGGGAAAAACCUCUCCCUUUCUUGAGCA